Messenger RNA from Mycosarcoma maydis (corn smut), 1998 nucleotides. RefSeq lists its product as uncharacterized. Gene Ontology annotation, cellular component: elongator holoenzyme complex; cytoplasm; transcription elongation factor complex. The record is from RefSeq and is a predicted model, not a curated record. The coding region runs from base 1 to 1998 and encodes 665 amino acids. The transcript has a single exon. NCBI's taxonomy places the organism in Eukaryota, Fungi, Basidiomycota, Ustilaginomycetes, Ustilaginales. Gene Ontology annotation, biological process: tRNA wobble uridine modification.
AUGUCAUCAUUCAAGAGACGUGUCAACCCGGCUUCUGGCUCAGCAGCAUCAAUCCCCCUGCCUGCAGGUGUCAAGCCUUCUUCGUUCUCGUCGCCCGUCCCGCUUAUCUCCACCGGAGUACCAGCCCUGGACGAUCUUCUCUCCGGCGGCGGACUGUCUUCCAGCUCUGAUCUGCUACUGCUACCAGCCACGGGUACAGCUGCGCAAUCGGCUGCGCAGAUCGGUGCUUCGAGCUCUACUCUCGCUGCAUCAGCAGAGACCAACCACGCCGCAAGGGCGGCAGCGGAGCCGUAUGUGGAGCUGCUUUUGGGAUACUCGAUAGCUCAAGGCAUUGCAGCAGAACAUACAAAUGUGGUUGUCGGCGAAGAUGUCAAUGGAUUGGUAAAUGGCUUGAUGGCCAGAGCUGGAGAUUUGGACGAGCAAUUGCUCAAGACAAUAGGUGCCAAGCCGGCGGCAAGGGCAGGAGAGGUAGCAGGGGAAGGUGGCGCCGGUCCAUCAGAUCAUCUAGACACGGUAGCAGAUGAUGAUGAUAUGCAAAAUUCAGAGACCAGCAGUGUCUCAGGCGCAGCUUCCGCGGAAGGCGAAGACGAAGGCGAAGGCAGGUCGAAUCGAGCGGAGAGAGAGAGAGGGAUGAAGAUCGCCUGGCGAUACCAUAGCAUGAAACAAUUCAAUACCACAGUCAACGAGCCGAGUAGUAGCAGUAGCCCGAGCUCGCAACCUACGCCGUUCUGCCAUACUUUUGAUCUUAGCAGACGUAUCGAUGGUCGCAUCGUCCAACAUGCAGUCGAGCAGAACAAGCUCGAGAUGGUCGAUAUCUCUACAGCAUCAAAAGCAUCAACCUCGAGAGAUAUCAACUCUUACGAAGUUGCAUACAGACACAUUGAAGCAGUUGCAGAUCGAUGUCGACGUCAAGCUGAAUCAGCAUCGUCUACGGUCGCGCCUCCGGUCCUUCGCAUCGCGAUUCGCGCUCUCGGUUCAUCUGCGUGGAACGUCGCCCGUGGGCAAUCGCAUCAAGCCGAGAUCAUCCGCUUCCUGCACAGACUCAAACGACUUCUUCGUUCUUUAUCCCUACUUGAUACUGCGCCAGCACGUGCCUCGCGGAGAGUAGCGAUUCCGUCAAUGGCAGUCAUCAGCAUAUCGUCGUUCCUGCUCUGCAACGCAUCUUCACAAAAUCUGCCGCAUCGAAUGGUACACAGCGUUGACUCUGCCGUCUCGAUGAGCGCCUUCGCUUGCUCCCCCGCGCUUCGUUCUGCAUUCCCCGCCUACACGGGCGCGUUCAAAGUGCUCAAGACGCCUGCUGUGGGGACGCUCACCAACCCUUCGAUUAGAUCUUCCGUACUGCGCGGGAUGGGCACAGGCGCCGGUGCAGGUGCAGGUGGCAAGAAUGCAGCAGGCAGUGGUGAAGGAGGUGCCGGAGGUGGCGAGAACAAUUUGGCGUUCAAAGUGCGCCGGAAAAGGUUGGUAAUCGAGACAUUGCAUUUGGACGUAGAAGGCGGGGUAAGUGAGCGUCGCACCAAGCCGCCGAAGAACAGUGAGCGUGUCACGGGCGCACCUGGCAAAACGCCAAGUGGAAGCGGCGGUGCUGUCACAGCAGCAGCAGCAGCAGCAGCAGAGGAUGCUCCCAUACAAAGUGCGCGUACAAGCAGUGCUGGAGGAUCGUCAUUUGUUCGCAGACAGCCCACAAGUGGCUCUGCUAUGACAACACCAGCGAGCACGUCGUCGAUUUUGCCGGGUCCCACACCGAAACCGAACAAGUUCGCAGGCUUGUCGUCGCUACGACAGCGCGGCUUGGCUGCCGCUGCUGCAGCUGCGAACGCCGCUCAGACUACACAGCCUGCUCCACAGCACGAAUAUUCGGUCGAAAUCGACUCGCAGACCGAUCAACACGUUCAUGUUGACGCCCACAGCCACACCCACUCCCAUAGUCACAAGCCAAGAGAAAUGCCCUCUGCCAUCAAAAGAGCUGCCCAUGUUCGAGCGGAAGACCUCGAAUUCUAG